AUGACGCACCUCCUCCUGGCUGCCACUGUCCUUCUUUCAGAGCAGAGCUUCUCUAGAGAAGCUGGAAGGGAAACAGCAAUGGCCAAGGACGUCCUCAGUGAAGCAGGGCUGCACUUCGAUGAGCUGAACAAGCUGCGGGUGUUGGACCCAGAGGUUACCCAGCAGACCAUAGAACUCAAGGAAGAGUGCAAGGACUUUGUGGACAAAGUUGGCCAAUUUCAGAAAAUAGUUGGUGGUUUAAUUGAGCUUGUUGAUCAACUCGCAAAAGAAGCAGAAAAUGAGAAGAUGGAGGCCACUGGUGCUCGGAACUUGCUCAAAUCUAUAGCAAAGCAGAGAGAAGCCCAACAGCAGCAACUCCAAGCACUAACAGCAGAAAAGAAAAUGCAGCUCGAAAGGUAUCGGGUUGAAUAUGAAGCUUUGUGUAAAGUAGAAGCAGAACAAAAUGAGUUUAUUGACCAAUUUAUUUUUCAGAAGUGAACUGAAAAUUUCAUUUUAUAGCAGGAGGGCAAAAAACCAAAAACCUCUGUACCA
Molecule: messenger RNA, 531 nt
Organism: Artibeus jamaicensis (Jamaican fruit-eating bat)
Lineage: Eukaryota; Metazoa; Chordata; Mammalia; Chiroptera; Phyllostomidae
Product: intraflagellar transport protein 20 homolog
Exons: 1
Coding region: 1-477 (158 amino acids)
Biological process (GO): intraciliary transport; centrosome localization; protein localization to cilium
Cellular component (GO): intraciliary transport particle B; centrosome; Golgi apparatus
Source: RefSeq, a predicted model, not a curated record